AUGUCUAUCUGUCGUGAUAUAAUUAUUACUGACAAUGAAUGUGAAUUAAUGACACACAAGAGUAACAAAAUACUUAAUGAAAGUGAUCCAUCUACCGCAUUGAUUGCUUAUGUUUACUAUGAUCCUGGUGUCAAUUUUACUGAUGGAACUGUUUUGAAUUUGCCCUAUGGAGUUUAUUUCCAAAUUUCCGCUAAUAAUUCAUUUCCAAAUGAUACAUUACCAACCUAUCAAUCAUACCCAGUAAUUCAGCUUAUGGAUCCAGAUUUACUUAACAACGAAAAUAAACAUGCUGACACAAAAUUAACCGAACUUCAAUCUGAAGGUACUAAUUCAUAUGUUCUUUCGCCAUACCAGGCCAUUAAUCCGUCACAAUUUACAACUACUUUUGAAGAAUAUAAUCAAUCUUCAACUUUAACUACUUAUAAGGAAACAUC
Racocetra fulgida is the source of this 434-nucleotide messenger RNA. Lineage: Eukaryota; Fungi; Glomeromycota; Glomeromycetes; Diversisporales; Gigasporaceae. The record is from the annotation of a GenBank genome assembly.